Dicrocoelium dendriticum is the source of this 672-nucleotide messenger RNA. The record is from the annotation of a GenBank genome assembly. NCBI's taxonomy places the organism in Eukaryota, Metazoa, Platyhelminthes, Trematoda, Plagiorchiida, Dicrocoeliidae.
AUGAUGAAAUGUGAUGAUGAUGAUGAUGAUGAUGAUGAUGAUGAUGAUGAUGAUGAUGAUGAUGAUGAUGAUGAUGAUGAUGAUGAUGAUGAUGAUGAUGAUGAUGAUGAUGAUGAUGAUGAUGAUGAUGAUGAUGAUGAUGAUGAUGAUGAUGAUGAUGAUGAUGAUGAUGAUGAUGAUGAUGAUGAUGAUGAUGAUGAUGAUGAUGAUGAUGAUGAUGAUGAUGAUGAUGAUGAUGAUGAUGAUGAUGAUGAUGAUGAUGAUGAUGAUGAUGAUGAUGAUGAUGAUGAUGAUGAUGAUGAUGAUGAUGAUGAUGAUGAUGAUGAUGAUGAUGAUGAUGAUGAUGAUGAUGAUGAUGAUGAUGAUGAUGAUGAUGAUGAUGAUGAUGAUGAUGAUGAUGAUGAUGAUGAUGAUGAUGAUGAUGAUGAUGAUGAUGAUGAUGAUGAUGAUGAUGAUGAUGAUGAUGAUGAUGAUGAUGAUGAUGAUGAUGAUGAUGAUGAUGAUGAUGAUGAUGAUGAUGAUGAUGAUGAUGAUGAUGAUGAUGAUGAUGAUGAUGAUGAUGAUGAUGAUGAUGAUGAUGAUGAUGAUGAUGAUGAUGAUGAUGAUGAUGAUGAUGAUGAUGAUGAUGAUGAUGAUGAUGAUGAUGAUGAUGAUGGUGAUGAUGAUGGUUGA